AUACGACUCUGCCCACAGGCGCCACCUCUGCCCGCCAAUAACAAACGUCUCCGACUGAUGACGUAAGCCAACGCGUCACCAUGUUUUGAGUUUCAACCAUGGUUUCGGCGCGUCUCAUGGCUCCUAAUACCGAUCGUUUACAUGCCAACCCAGAAACGUAGUCCUAGAUACAAUGAUGGAAACCAGAACCAGUGUGGACUCGAUGACCAUGUAUGAGGACGAGUCUAUCGACGUUCGUUACGGAAACGGAGCCCGGUUACAACUGUCGCCGUGUGGCUGUGAAUUCAUGCUGGCAAAACCCUCUGAUCCCUCCGGACAUCCUCUGCAGCCCAUCGAGAGGAUCCGACAAAGGACAAGGUUCACCAUCAGCACGUACAAGGAGUUGAUGGUAGCUGCAUUGGCAUUUAGGAAUAAAUACGCUACUCGACCAUACUUGCCGGAGGAGCUCAUCCCCUUCGAGAACAAAAAGCCUUUUUUCAGUCUUGACUCUGAAGUGCAGUGGCCUGAGUGGUCUUCUUGUGAUGUGGAGUCUGGACCUGGAGUCCAGACUAUCAUCAGGACGGAGGGGGGGCGAGCUGUGUUGAUGCUGUCACCCUCAGGUGAAGAAUUCUCUGUUGAGUUUACAUGCAUCCUCAGCCAGGCUCAAAAUCAGCGCCGCACUGUGCAGGGUGUCAGCAUAGAUGUUGACAGCAGCUCAGACAUUCUCCAGCAGCAAGGUAGCAUUCAGAUCCAUCGCUCCACAAAUGAUGAGGACAAAGAGAUUCUUCAGGGAAGAGGAAGCAAACGGAACGAGUCUGUAAGAUCAAGGCCUUGUUCUCCUCGGAUCAUCAGCACUGCUCAGCCAAAGCCAGAGAAGAUGUACCAAUCCACCACAGUGGUCCAGCAUCACUCCUGCUGCGCCGUUGCCCCCAUGUGGCGCUACCCUCUGUCUCUGGCUCGGCGUCUCCGGACGGCUCAUCUCCCUAAACCUGAAGAUGUCCGAGUAGAGGGAACCGGCGACCUCUCAAAGGCACAAAGGAUCAUACCAAUUUCCGACAUAUCCACGGAAGAGAGAAGGUCUCACCUUCCUCAGGCGCUGCCUCUCACAUGUCCAUCGCCUCACUGGCACAGGUGGAAGGUUAAAGAGCCACUGGCCAAAACGGAACAUUCAGACCAAGAUCUUCCAACGGAGUUGGUGAAAGUGAUGUGGUGUCAAGGAGUCACUUACAGGAUACUGAGUGGGACGGUCUCAGUCAUCGAGGUUUCCCCGGGAGACGGAUCAGUCAUCCGCUCAAACAAUGUCCUUAACACUUAUUUUACCCAUUACAAGCCUGACCCUCUGUCACAGCAGGUGAAAGAGAUCACGUACCAUCUGAACAACCUUCAGCCGGAUGUCCCAGGACAGCCGUACUCUGUGCGCUCUAUUGUGAGUCGUGCAAGCAGGAUCCUCGCUUGCUACAACGAGGCAAAGCAGUCACUGAAGCUCCCUGCCACACCCGGCUGCUUGCAAAAGGGCAGGGACAUAUCGAAACCAGCAAGGAUAGGAGAAAGUCUGUCCCGUCUUGUAGAGGUUGAGCAGCAUGUGAAUGUCACACAGACGGUAGCAAGUCGGUCAGAUCUAGUAGCUGCAGAACUGGAGAAGAUAAAACGAUUUAACUUUCUGCUGGAAAACAACCACCUGCUAGGAAGUGACAAAGGUUGUGCAAAGCUGGAAGAUAGUUCUGCAGAAGAUGUGACUCAUGAACUAGUGAAUGAGAACUGCAUCGAUGCGGCUCUUCAGAGGACAUCCAAAGCCAUACAGGACAUUGAUGCUCUCGUAUGUGCAGCUUCACUGACUUUAGAGUCCAACAUUAGAGAAACCUUUUAAGAAUACAAAACCCGACAUAUGAACUUGAUACCAAAAUAAAUAUUUUUCUUUUUCACCAAUGCUGGCACAUGGCUUUCAUUUGGGAUUUACUGUUAAUUGACAACAGUUCUAUUUAACUACUGAUAUAACUAGCACCACUGGCAUGACUUCAACAACAUUCAUAAAGGUUUUAAUAGUUGCUGAUUACUGUGUCUUUAUUUGUAAUUUAUACAAUUAUUAAAAUACAAAUUCCAUUACAUGGGAAAGACUUUCUAGUUUGAAUAUAUAGAAACUGUUAUGUUACUUAUAAGUCCAUUUUGUAUUGUAAAAAAAGACAGGCCAAUUGAAGAUAUCAUUUUUAAAGGCUAAUCCGAAGGUUGUUGGCUUUGCAGACACAGCCCUUCAAACCAGAAUCAAAAAUUUUGUGAUUGUAUACUGACACAUUUAUUUCAAGGAAUUACUUUGUGAAAUCCUCAUUCAUAUUUCUCAUUUGUUUCCCUUCUGUGUAAUAAUAAAACCAGCAUAGAACAAAUUGUGCAUUUU
Messenger RNA from Pungitius pungitius (ninespine stickleback), 2368 nucleotides. RefSeq names its product chromosome 5 C5orf34 homolog (gene c5h5orf34). NCBI's taxonomy places the organism in Eukaryota, Metazoa, Chordata, Actinopteri, Perciformes, Gasterosteidae. The transcript has 11 exons. Bases 173 to 1846 code for a protein of 557 amino acids. The record is from RefSeq and is a predicted model, not a curated record.